AUGGUGGUGUCGCCUAUGCUUCCAGCUCCCUGCGGGUUCACGGAGUGCAGCCAGCCAGACCUGGCUCGUCGUCGGCGCCUGUGCUUCAGCCGUCACUACAGUGUGCACUGCUCACCUGGCAGCGCCAUCUCCGUCAGCCAGGCAGCUCUCAGCGCUGAGAUCCACCACCAGCUACUCAGCCAGCUCUCACCCACUGGGUGGCACCGCGCUGUGCUCACCCGCUGCCCUGGCCAGGGCCAUGAGCUGCUGGAGGUGUGGGACAGCACCGGCCGCAGCCGCAGUGUGGACCUCACGGCGCUGGGGAAGCAUGGAGAAGCCUAUACGGAGGGCCCCUUUGCUUGCCUGGCUUGGUCCCACUCAGAGACACGGCUGCUCUACGUGGCUGAGAGGAGCCAGCCCAGGUCACGGCCCCUCUUUUGCUGGGAUAGUGCAAGAGCCGUAGGGCCGGUGGAGGAGGAAGAGGAGGAGAAGGGUGAGCAGUUCCUAUACCAUGAGGACUGGGGGGAGGCACUGAGCACCCGCAGCAUGCCCGUCCUCUGCGUGCUGGACAUCAAGGAGAGCAGCAUUACUGUGCUGGAGGGUGUCCCGGAGGAUGUCUCUCCUGGGCAGGCCCUGUGGUCCCCCGAUGACAGUGGCGUGGUGUUCGUGGGCUGGUGGCAUGUGCCCUUCCGGCUGGGGCUGAGCGCUUGCUCCAACAGGAGGUCGAGUAUUUUCUACUUGGGUCUGUACAGCAGGCACUGUGAGCUGCUGUCUGCUGAGCACCGUGCCGCCUGCUCCCCACGGCUCAGCCCUGAUGGCCAGUGCCUGCUGUACCUGGAGGGGGCGGGGGGUCCCCACGGGCAGUGCCUGCGGCUGCGCAUGCUCACCUGGCACACGAGGCUGAUAGUGACGGUGCUCGACAUGGUCCAGGAGCCCACGAACGGUGAGGGCUGCAUGCACCCUGCUCCAUUCACGGCCUUCACUGGCAUCUACGCGGACGUGCUGCCACCGCAGUGCUGGGCAGCUGACAGCCAGAGAGCCCUGCUCAGCACCCCGCAGCGGAGCCGCACGGACCUGCUGCUCGUGGACACGGAGGCGGCCACCGUGACGAACCUCACCGCAGGCUUGCCUGAAGGGUGCUGGGUGUUGCUCACCACCCGCUGGGACCUACUCGUGGCCACCUGCUCAGCCCCACACCAGCCACCCAGUCUGGAGACCAGCAGGGGCCCAGGGCUGAUCCUGUUCCCUCCUGCCGGCAGCCUGCUCUGGUACCCGGAGGGAGACCAUGCGCUGGCCAGCGUGGAGACGGAGGCUGACGUCUUCGGGAACUGCACCCACUGGAUCGCCCAACACCUGGGGCAGCCCUGCCGGGACACCCCAAGCCAGCACAGCCCUUAG
This is a messenger RNA of Struthio camelus australis, 1377 nucleotides long. Lineage: Eukaryota; Metazoa; Chordata; Aves; Struthioniformes; Struthionidae. The record is from RefSeq and is a predicted model, not a curated record.